UUACUCUCAUUUCUCUCAAUUUCUCAAUAACAUGAAACACAGGUUCUGCAAUUUCAAUUCCCUAUGAUCAGAGAAUGAUCACAUACCAGAGAAGAGGAUGGAUUUAUGUGAAUUUCUCGGGUUUGUGUUAGGGUUUGUUCUUUGCGUGAGUACAUGUACUUACGGAGAAUCAUCGAAAUGUUUGACGGUAUAUAAAGAAGGUGGUGCACCAGCCGUGUUUAAAUCUCCGAAAUGCCCUCGCUGGAAGCUGCCAGAAUAUGGUUCGGAACAAUGGUCGAAAUUACCGAAUGCUAGGUGCCAAACUGCCUUACAUCAAGGUCGCCGCAAGUCUCAAGAAGAUCGAAUUCUCUGUGCUCUCGAUAUUCACAUCCCUUUCCCCAGUAGUGAUGGUAUUACUGAGGUUACUGUUGGUGUUGUCGCAGUUUUUGAUGGUCAUAAUGGUGAUGAAGCAAGUGAAAUGGCAUCAAAGCUAUUGCUACAGUAUUUCACAUUGCAUACAUUUUUUCUUCUUGAUGCAACAUUUUCAGCUCUUUCAAGGAAAAUGAUUGGGCUCUUGCCAAAUGAAAGAGGACAGAGUACUCUUCGAGACCUGAACUGGGAGCUGGAUGAGUUGAACGUUGGGAGGCUCAAGCUGACUGUUUCAUCAAUCAUUGAUCGAUCUUUUCACUUGGAAAUAUUGAGGGAAGCAUUGCUAAGGGCAAUUGAUGAUAUUGACUCUGCAUUUUCAAGGGAUGCUUUUAGACACAAUUUUGGUUCUGGCUCUACCGCCACAGUUAUUCUUACGGCAGAAAAUCAAAUUUUAGUUGCCAAUAUUGGAGAUUCAAAGGCAUUUUUAUGCUCUGAAGAAUUUAAAUCUCAAGAAGAGUCUAAAGCUAAUUUAUUGAGGUUGUAUAGGCAAACAAGAGGCUUUGGAAUUUUCGAACCUGUGAAGAACUUCCGAAGCUUCAAGUUGGCAGCUCCUGACCAGUGGCCUUUUCUGAUUGCUAAGGAACUGACUAGAGACCACCAUCCAGAUAGGGAUGAUGAGAGGUCUCGAGUGGAGACGGCAGGAGGACAUGUUUCUAAGUGGGGCGGCGUAGCUAGGGUUAAUGGUCAAUUGGCUGUUUCUAGAGCAAUAGGUGAUGUUUAUUUUAAAAGUUAUGGUGUUAUAUCUGCUCCUGAAGUCACUGAUUGGCAACCUUUGACAGACAACGACUGCUAUUUGGUGGCAGCAUCUGAUGGCGUUUUUGAAAAGCUUAGCUCACAGGAUAUUUGUGACAUAUUAUGGAAUUUACACGCUGAUUUCGCUGUGCAAUCAGAACUCGCUUAUUCAUGUUCAUACUCCUUAGCUGACUGCAUAGUGAAUGCUGCUUUUGAAAAGGGUAGUAUGGAUAACAUGGCAGCUGUUAUCCUUCCAGUUAGAUUGAAUGAUUCAAUGCAGGCAGUAGCGAAGAAACCCCAUGCAGGAAUGAAAAAAUUCAAUUGCUUAUCUUCAGGAGAUAGUAAUUAUAUUUCUCAACAUUCAGUGUUUAGCGAGGAGGAGGAUGAUCAUCAACUUGAUUCCAAUUUUGGCAGAUUAUUGGUUGAAGGAAACCACGGCAACUUUGGAUGUUUCUAUCUAUCCGAGAACCUUGAUGUUAAUGAUGAGUAUACCUUCUGGGUUCAGAAGGACAUCGAUGAAUAUGAACAUGAGCUUCUCCAUGCUUUACCUGAUAGCAUUGGUCAAGGUGGAGCUUUGGAUCUAUAUAAUGAUCAGCACAUGUGCAUGCACUUUGGGAUGAACUUUAGUGAUAAUAAUGAUCAGUGCAUUAAUCCUGAAGGCUUUGCAAGGUUCCUUGGGUUGCUUGAAUCUAUUCCAUUCAAUGAUAGCAGUACAAAUGAUCAUGCCAGAGCAGAUUCUAGGUACAUUCUAAAGAAGAAAUAUGAUCGUGGAUCUUAUGGUGAAGUUUGGCUAGCUUUUUAUUGGAAUUGUUCUCAUGUCAUCAAGUCUCCAAAAGGAAGCAAUUUUUCAGCCAAUACUAUGAAUGAAGGGGCUAAUAAUGAAACAAGGAAGAACCCAUCAUCUGCUGAUGUCUGUGAUGAUGGCCCUUCCAAAGGCAGCAUGUUCAUUUUGAAGCGUAUCAUGGUGGAGAAAGGCACUGCUGUCUAUUUAAGUGGGCUACGGGAGAAAUAUUUUGGUGAACUCUUCUUGAAUGCUUAUACUGUUCUUGGAGGUUCACUACAAGUUGAAGAAUCAAAUUCCCUCUUGCUAAAUGCAAGACCUGAUCUGCAUGAUCCUGUGAGAAUACAUGAAUCAGCGGAUCUAGAAAGGCAAAGCACCUUGAGGUUCGACAAAGUGUAUGGUAAAAAGGAGGAUAUGCGGAGAACUGCCUUUGAGGAUGGUCUUAAUCACAUUGCCAGAUAUGUGGAGUCUUUCGAGUCUCGAUCCAAUGAGAUAUGGCUUGUGUUUCGCCAUGAAGGGAUAUCCUUAUCAAAGCUUCUCUAUACAGCUGAAGAAGUGAUAAAUGAUUCGGAUGGAGGAAAUGAAAAUAUAAAGCAUAUUCAGAUAUUACAUCCAUCAAAAUGGUGGAAACGGUUGAAGACAACAGAAGCAGGGCGAGAGGAAAUGCGUAAUCUGAUUUGGCAAUUGUUGAUGGCACUUAAGUCUUGUCAUGAUCGCAAUAUCACCCAUAGAGAUAUAAAACCUGAGAAUAUGGUCAUUUGCUUCGAGGAUCAAGAUUCUGGGAGGUGCUUGAAAGGGUAUCCGAAUGAAGAUGAGAAUUAUAUAACUAAAGUGCGUAUUAUUGACUUUGGUAGCGCAGUAGAUGAGUUCACAUUGAAGCACUUGUAUGGGUCUAUUGGGCCUUCAAGAGAUGAACAAACUUAUGAAUAUACUCCACCUGAAGCUCUUUUGAAUGCAAGUUGGUACCAAGGGCUGACUCCCACCACCAUGAAGUAUGAUAUGUGGAGUGUUGGUGUAGUGAUCUUAGAACUGGUUUUGGGUACGCCAGACGUGUUUCAGGUAAGUUCUAGGACACAGGCUCUUUUGGAUCAACACCUGGAGGGUUGGAAUGAAAGCUUGAAGAAGCUUGCAUACAAACUCAGAUCUUUCAUGGAAAUGUGUAUUCUGAGCCCUGGAGUUACCUCAAAACUUCAUCAAACUAAAUCAAAAUAUAACCAGGCCUCAGCUUCACCAGCUCCAUGGAAAUGCUCUGAAGAGUUCUUUUCUCAUCAAAUUAAAAACAGGGAUCCUCUGAAGAUAGGGUUCCCAAACAUAUGGGCACUGCGACUAGUACGUGAAUUAUUACAAUGGAAUCCUGAAGAUCGACCAAGUGUUGAUGAGGCUCUAAAACACCCAUACUUCUCGCAAAGGUGAUAAAAAAAAUACCAGGUGGGAUACCUGCUUCUGUAUGAACAGCUAAAAGACAACACAACUUGUAUACCUUUACCCGAGGUUCUGUGAUUCGGAUGCCUUGUGGCCCAUUCUCCACCUCUCUUUCUUGUACUGUCCUAAUGGGACACUGGGCUUUACAAGUGCAGCUUAUGGUUAUUUCAUUGAACUUAUUGCCUGGUGUGUAAGCUGGAGGAACAGAGAAACGGGCAGCAAAGAAUGAAGAGCUGGAAGUAGGAGUGUACAUGACCGGGUUGGUUCCGGUUUUUCAAAUAUCAAACCAAAUCAUUUGUGUAAAAAUUUUAAAUUUAUAAACCAAACCAAACUAAUAAAAUUGGGAUUUUUUUGGGUUUUUCAAUCUCGGGUUGGUUCGGUUUUUUCAAAUACCAAACCAAACCAUUGUGUCGAAUUUUUAAAUUUAUAAAUCAAA
This is a messenger RNA of Solanum verrucosum, 3779 nucleotides long. RefSeq lists its product as uncharacterized. The record is from RefSeq and is a predicted model, not a curated record. Gene Ontology annotation, cellular component: cytosol; nucleus. Gene Ontology annotation, molecular function: protein serine/threonine phosphatase activity; protein kinase activity; ATP binding. The coding region runs from base 98 to 3334 and encodes 1078 amino acids. Gene Ontology annotation, biological process: protein phosphorylation; protein dephosphorylation. The transcript is spliced from 20 exons. Lineage: Eukaryota; Viridiplantae; Streptophyta; Magnoliopsida; Solanales; Solanaceae.